Molecule: messenger RNA, 1881 nt
Organism: Eruca vesicaria subsp. sativa (arugula)
Lineage: Eukaryota; Viridiplantae; Streptophyta; Magnoliopsida; Brassicales; Brassicaceae
Source: the annotation of a GenBank genome assembly
AUGAACACUAGUGUUCGAGCUGCUCUUUCCUCCAUGAAAGCUCCUUCAAAGCAUGACACCAAUCAAGAGGAUAAGAAGAAGAAGAUGGAGUCGUCUCAAGGCAAUGGAGCUGUAACUAGUUCAGGGAAAUCUUUUGUUAAUCGGCGCAGAGCUAACAGGGAAAAGAAAAUGGACUUGCUUCAAGAUGUUGAUAAGCUAAAGAAGAAGCUGAGACAUGAGGAGAAUGUACAUAGAGCAUUGGAGAGAGCUUUCACUAGACCUCUAGGAGCUUUACCUCGUCUUCCCUCUUAUCUCCCUCGACAUACACUGGAGCUUCUUGCUGAAGUAGCUGUGCUUGAAGAGGAAGUGGUUCGUUUAGAGGAACAAGUUGUAAGCUAUAGACAAGGGUUAUACCAAGAAGCCGUUUACAUUUCUUCUAAGAAGAAUCUAGAGAGUCCUAAUAGUAACAGCAACGGUUUGAAGGAGAAUUCUCCUGUUAGAAGCAGUAAACACCAUCGAUCUAAAUCCAUGUCGCAACACGAGUUCAAUUCUAUGAUCACUCCUCCUAAAAAGCACCAACAGUCUCUUAGUUUUAGCAGAAGCAUCUCAACUAGGAAACUCUUCACUACUGAUCAGACAGCCAAUGACAGAACUGGUCAGAGAGUGGUAAAUGGCAAACAAGCAUCGCCUAAAACGAGUCUGAGCAGUGUUACUAAGCCAGUAGAUGUAAGAGGGAAAGAGAAUCAGACCUCAAGCACUGCUUUAAAAGACAAGAAGGAUAAAGAAUCACCUGAGAAGAGGCUUGGCAGGUUCUUGACAUCUGUGAAGAAGAAGAAACCUUUGAUUAAGCCAGAGGUUGCUGCUGUUCAGCUAGAUGAUAGAUUAGAAGAUCAAGACAAAGCGCAGGAGAGUGUCUCAGGAUCAUCUUCUGAAGACAAGUCGCUGCAGAAUGCAGCAAACAGAGUUUCAGAAGAUUUACUGAAGUGCCUUGUGAGUAUUAUCUUGAGGAUUAGCUCGUCGAAGGAGAUUGUGUUGGAUCCGUAUAGUAACUAUUCAGAGUGGAGAACAAGAGAGCUUGGUGCAUAUAAGAAUCUUUGCUCGGUUGAUGCAUCUUCAAUUGAUCUUGGAAGAAGAACCAAUGCUUCAUUUCUGAUCCAUCGUCUCAAGUUCUUGCUUAAUAAGCUUUCCGUUGUAAAUCUAGACGGUCUUAGCCACCAGCAGAAGCUUGCAUUCUGGAUAAAUACUUAUAACUCCUGUUUGAUGAAUGCAUUCUUGGAGCAUGGGAUCCCUGGGACAGCUGAGAUGGUUGUAGCCCUGAUGCAAAAGGUUUGUACUCAAACCAAAAGAUUAAUACGAUUCUGCUUCAUUGUAUUCAUCUUCUGGUUGUUGUGUCAGGCAACCAUAAUUGUAGGAGGACACUCACUAAAUGCUAUCACAAUUGAACACUUCAUCUUGAGACUUCCAUACCACUUGAAGUUUACUUGUCCCAAAACUGCAACACAUGAAGAGAUGAGAGCUCAUAGCACAUUUGGUUUGGAAUGGUCAGAGCCUUUGGUUACUUUCGCUCUCGCCUGUGGAAGCUGGUCCUCUCCUGCUGUAAGGGUAUACACAGCAGCUAAUGUAGAGGAAGAGCUAGAAGCAGCAAAGAGAGAUUAUCUUCAAGCAUCAGUUGGGAUAUCAAAGAAGAACAAACUAAUGCUUCCAAAGGUAUUAGAUUGGUAUCUCCUAGACUUCGCAAAGGAUUUGGAAUCGUUGCUGGAUUGGGUUUGCCUUCAGUUGCCUGAUAAACUGAGAGAAGAAGCUCUAAAGUGUAUGGAGAGAAAGAACAAAGAAUCACUUGUGGAGUUGGUUCAAGUAGUACCAUAUGACUUUAGUUUCAGGUUGUUGUUACUGCAUCAAUAA